AUGGCAUUUGCUCUUCAAGUGUUCUUCCUCCUUUGUGGGAUCAGUGGACUGUUGACCGGAGCUUGGUCUUGGCCUAGUGGUGAGGACAAAGAUGGUUGCUGUCCUAAGGACUGGACUCAGUUGGAUGACCACUGUUACAUUUUCCAAGAUGAUACCAGAACUUUUGCAGAUGCAGAGAGCGUUUGCAACAAUCUUGGUGGGAAUCUGGCCUCCAUCCGCAGUUAUGUGGAAAAUCUGGUCAUUGUGGGACUGGUCAAAGAGGGGGGUGCGGAGUUCACCUGGAUUGGACUACAUGAUGCCAUUGAGAAAGGAGACUUCAUUUGGACUGAUGGCACAGACUUUGAUUUUGAUCAUUUUGCCCUCGGAGAACCUGACGACACCGGCGACUGUGUCGAUCUUAGUGUAGCUGAUAGAACUUUUUUUGAUGAAGACUGCACCUUGGAAAAGCCGUAUGUUUGCAUCAGAGACACUUUCUACUGUGGCGGACACUAAUUAGCCCUCUUUAACUGUCUUUUCCCAAUCAUGCUGAAUCUACUCAGACAAUAUCAAACCUUAGU
Molecule: messenger RNA, 557 nt
Organism: Entelurus aequoreus (snake pipefish)
Lineage: Eukaryota; Metazoa; Chordata; Actinopteri; Syngnathiformes; Syngnathidae
Product: galactose-specific lectin nattectin-like
Exons: 6
Coding region: 1-492 (163 amino acids)
Molecular function (GO): signaling receptor activity
Source: RefSeq, a predicted model, not a curated record